AGAAGAAAACCAUGCAGUGUAACCGGUUGUAUGUGGUGCUCCGCCCCUCAGCCUCUACGCGUCGUGGAAAUAUAAGUUGUAGCAAUCCGAACCUUCUUUCUUUCUUUACUUCCUCGGUAGUUCUCGUGCGAUGGAGAAAGAAACCCUUGCAACACAACUUGACAACUACAUCCGCUCCCUCGCCGCAUGUCUCGCGCCGGGUCCACCAAACGGCCAGUUCGUGGGCAGCGCACGGCUGCCAGCGAAGUUCGAGGAGAUACAGAUAUAUUUGGAUGCGCGGCAGUGGCGAAGUCGUGCACGUCCAGACUGUCCUUGAUCGGCUCGAAGAGUUGCUGGAAACCGGCCUCAAAAAGGAUUUGCAUCUUUCUUGCCUGAACUUUCAACCAAAUGUGACGGUUAUGAUCUUGCCCGAGCACCUAUUCGUCGCGAGAUAUAACCAGCAGCAAUGGCGAGAAGCAGUUGGCAGAGUGGUGUCGGAGAAGGAGUGUCAUGAGGCUGCUGCGCGGUGUCCGGAAAUCACACCGGCCUCUCAUGUUGUCGCUCGUAUCCCGGCCCCAAAGCCAGCGCUUGCGCCGAAGCCAGAGCGAACAGUGCACCCUCUUCCGCAGAGGCCUCCCUGGGACGCACAGGGAGCAGUAGCUGCCGCGGCUGUCGUCGUCACUGCUGGCGGGACGGCCGCCUCCUUGAACCGAGCCCACAACCACCAAGAAAGGCUCUAUGAGCCUCUCCCCGCAUCAGCACCGCCUGUGUUCGCGCCGUCAGCGUCGCUGAUCAUACCAUUUCAUACCCACCCAUUAUUCCCCUCAAAUCCCUAUGAGCCUCAUUCCCUAGAAUCAGCAUUACCUAAAUCGCUACCUCCGGCGUCGCGGUCCACACGAUCUUACGCCUUCUCACCAUCUUCCUCGUCCGCACUAGAAUCGGCAACCUUCCCGCUUCACCAUGCGCCGGACGAAGAUUUACUCCCCACGCCGUUCAACACAUGUUCCUCCCACCGCUCCAGGCCCCUCCUCGAGGACGCGUGCCAUGGCUUCAUCGGUACCUACAUGACGUACCUCCUCGAGCAAAAGGGUUGGACGAUUCCACAAGCUGCAGAGCUCCACGUGUAUAUUCGAAAGAUCAUUCCGACCUGGUGCGGAACUUCGGAUGGCCUCGACGUGCUCAAAGCCCUUCCUCAGCUGCGAAAUUCUGCUGUCCAUCGAGUUCGGAUAUCCUCCACCGAGAUGGGGCGGUUCUUUUCCCUGGCGGAGAUCGGUGCCACUAUCCUCGGGGAUAAUGAUGCUAAUUCGAAGAUAUUGCGGCUGAGCUCUCUUUUCAGCCGGAAUUAUAUUUGGCCAAGGCAAGGCCGAGAAGCGGUGAUAAAUAUGAGGGAGAGGAGGUUGAAACACCUGGAGUUCGUAAAGGGCGAGAUCGAAAAAGAGGAAUUGUGGUGAAAAUCUGUCGCACCGAUAUUCGAGCACUGGGACGGGCAACCAGCACAGGAGAAGCUGCAGGCUUCACUCCAGUCGGGGGUCGAUAAUAUACUACUCCACAAAGGACAAGGGUGCUGUAUUCAUGGGAGAGGAAGGGGGA
Molecule: messenger RNA, 1569 nt
Organism: Tricharina praecox
Lineage: Eukaryota; Fungi; Ascomycota; Pezizomycetes; Pezizales; Pyronemataceae
Exons: 1
Coding region: 12-1430 (472 amino acids)
Source: RefSeq, a predicted model, not a curated record